Messenger RNA from Punica granatum (pomegranate), 1266 nucleotides. Lineage: Eukaryota; Viridiplantae; Streptophyta; Magnoliopsida; Myrtales; Lythraceae. The record is from RefSeq and is a predicted model, not a curated record.
AAAUAAAUUAAUAAUAAAUAAUUUCAAUCAACAAUUCAAAUGGCGCGACUCGGUAUGCUCAGCGCUGUCGGAAGACAAUCUCUGGACGAAGAAUGUCUGCUCGUCUCUCCUUCCAAACUAGGGUUCUCUGCAUCGAUCGACGGGCUGCAUUUGUGGGUUUGAUUCCUCUGGGCGUAUGAGGAAGAAAGAACUUGUAUAUAGUUGAAUUUAGGACGCCUAGAUUGUAGCAUGGAUACGGUGAAUGCAGAAAGUACCGAACCUGAGGUUGAUCUUGAAAGUGGCGGGACGGCCUCCAAAGAUGAGAGGCCAAAGAAUGCUUCUCCGCCUAGUUCACAGAGGAGAAAAUGUCUCAAAAGGGCCUUGGGUGGAGCUCUGAGGUUCGAUGGUUCAUCGAAGAGCGAAUCUGGAGCAUGCGUUUGUAGCGAUAGUUUUAGACAUGGCAAGGAUGUAGAAGGAAGUCUGUCGGUACUAGUAGAUAGAAACUUGAAAGAGAAUGAUAAGGAAAAUGUCCCCUUCUUGGAAAAGAUGUACGUACAGGAAAAACACCCCUUGACCAACUCUAGGAAGGCCCCGAAACCACCAAGGCCUCCGAAAGGUCCCCUUCUUGAUAUUGCCGAUCAGAAGUUAGUUAAGGAUAUUGCCGAGGUUGCUAUGAAGAAACGAUUGAGGAUUGAACGCAUGAAAGCGUUGAAGAAGGCUAAAGCAGCCGCUUCGUCGAGGUCAUCUUCAACCAGCAGCAUAGCUGCAAUGCUCAUCACAGUUCUGUUCUUCUUUGUAAUCGUCUUUCAAGGAAUCAACUUGAGAAGUGAUCCAAGGCUGCAAGGUUCUCCUGAAUCUGAUGUUCCCAUGAGCGAAAGUAUGAUCUCGGUUCAUCAUUUCGAUAACCUUUCUUCUAACUAAUGAAGUAGCUUCAGUUCCAACUCCAACUCCUCCAAAAUCUCCUUGAUUGAAGAAUAGAUGUGUUUCCAGUUCGAGUUCUCAUGAAGCAGCAAUUGGAGUUGCUGAUUGAUGUGGUUUCUGUACAAUUUACCAAGCAUUUUUUAGCGGUCAGCAUCUCAUGUUACCUCUAUUUUCUGAAUCGAACUGGUUCUUAGGCAUUGCUUGGCUGUGUUGUUGUAUAUAUUUUUGUAGAAGAUACAGCUUCUUUUGCUGAUAUCGAAGAUACAGUAGAAAAAUGAUUUGCAUUUACUAGUUCGCCCAAGUAAAUUAACGAGCCAAUUCGAGCUGAGAGGGAUGACUGACCAGAGCUUGACUUUACCCGUCAAA